Molecule: messenger RNA, 1002 nt
Organism: Penicillium cosmopolitanum
Lineage: Eukaryota; Fungi; Ascomycota; Eurotiomycetes; Eurotiales; Aspergillaceae
Product: histone chaperone napB
Exons: 3
Coding region: 1-1002 (333 amino acids)
Biological process (GO): nucleosome assembly
Cellular component (GO): chromatin; nucleus
Molecular function (GO): histone binding; chromatin binding
Source: RefSeq, a predicted model, not a curated record
AUGUCCGGUGAAGAUCAGUCUCUCAUGGACCGCGUCGAGAUGCCCAACAUCCCCAAGGAUGCUCAGAAGAAGAUCUCCCACCUCCAGGAGGAGUUCAUUCGUGCUGAGGUUGAGCAGCCGCCCCCCGCUGAGAUCGACGAGUUCAUCCUGCCCACCGAUGCCGCCGUCCUCGGCGCUGCCCUGAAGAACAUGACCGUCGAGCGCUUCGAGGUCGAUGCCCAGGGUAACGGCGAGCCCCGCUCUCUGCGUUUCAUCUUCGACUUCCAGACCGGUGAAGAGAACCCUUUCUUCGAGAACUCCCAGCUCGUCAAGGAGUUCUACUGGCGCAAGCAGAUCAUCCGUACCUCCAAGGGUAAGCGCCGCACCUGGGAGGGUCUCGUCUCCGACCCCGUCCGCAUCAACUGGAAGAAGGACAUGGAUCUGACCAAGGGUCUCCUCGAUGCUACCUGCAACCUGUUCGAUGCUGAGAAGAAGAAGGGUGGUGACCGCAAGAAGCUGCCCGAGUUCGAGGCUCUCGUCAAGAAGAUUGCCGAGGUUGAGGCUGAGGAGGAUGAUGAGGAGAUGGAGGAGGAUGACGAGGAUGAGGACCCCGAGAGCCCUGCCGGCACCAGCUUCUUCGCUUUCUUCGGUUACCGUGGUCGUGACGUCUCCGCCGAUGUGUCCAAGAUGGCCAACAAGGAGGACGAUGAGCGUUAUGCCAAGAUCCUCAAGGGCGAGGAUGUUGAGGGUGACGAUGACUCCGAUGAUGAGGAUGAUGAGGAGGAGAUGGAUGAGCUCGCUGAUGACCUCGAGGAUGCUGAGAUCUUCCCCAGCGGUGAGGAGCUCGCUAUCUCCCUUGCCGAGGACCUCUGGACCGACGCCAUGAAGUACUAUGUUGCCUCUUUCGAUCUGGCCGAUGAGCUUGAUAUGAGUGACAUCGACAUGGAAGAGCUUGAUGCCAUGGAUGAGGAGGAGGACUCUGGUGAGGGCGAGUCGCGCCCCUCCAAGAAGGCCCGCAACUAA